CCCCACGCACCUCGGCGCCUCGGGGGCGGGGAGCUAAUGCAGCUGUCACAGCCUCUCACUGACCAACCGCCGAGGACACACACCCGGGGCCUCCCAACCCGGCGGACGGGACCGACAGCGAGAGCAGCGGAGCCGGAAGUGAGAAAACCGGAAGCAGUGCUGUCCUUGGCUCCGGACCGCCUCUCUCUCCCUUAAUCUCGCCGGGCCCAGCCACGUCUCUAUGGUGCCAGCGCACCUCCCACGAGGCCCCCGCCACCCCUCUCUGGGAAGCUGGCCCCGCCCCUCUCGCUGCGGCCUUAGCAACCACAUCCGGGGCUCCGCAGGUGCCGUUGCCCGGGUAAUUUUUUGGCUUCCUUGGGAUCACAGAGGGGUGUGUACGCGGGUUCUGAGGCACUUGCUAGAGCUGGGAGCUCGCGGAAGGCGCGCUGGCCUGAUCUUGACUGAUCGGAGGUCUCCAGGAGCCCUCAGCAUCCCUUCUUUCUCAUUCUCACGCCCCAGCCUCACGCGUUAGGCGUCCCCCUAACUGACGAGACAGAAGAUAAACUGUCCUGCCGUAGAAGGGUUCUACUGUUUUCUUCUCUACCCUGAAGAGACUUGGAAAUUAAUGGGUAACAUUUUGCAUGAAAAUUUCUAAAUGCCAUUUGUUCUUAUCUCUGAGGCCUUCUGUGGAGAAUUAAUAGGAGGUUGAAUGGACAAAUGGAUAAAAUGGAUCGUCUUAAAGGAUUGAAGUUCCAAAAAUAUAUCAACAGGACUGGACAGGUUUGACAUAAUGAGAUUUCUAUUUUAGCUUGACUUCUGAAACUCUGAAAAAAACUAUAAACUGAGCUACACAAGGUCCUGGGAAGGAAGUUUCUCUUCUAAACUUUCUAGCUGCAUAUAACAUUUUUCUUAUUUAGAUCCUUUGAAAAAUAUCCUGAAAAACAAGACCAUCCUGAGAAAUGACCAUUAUACAUGUACCAACCUUAAAUAUAUGAAGUGGGAGAGAAAGCAGCAAUUUGUGUCAUAUUGGAAAAGACAUUUAAUUAAAGAAACAGAAACCAGAAAGAGGAGCUAUCUCUAUAUAAGUACUGGUAGAGAUGGCAGAAGCUUCUGUAGAUGCCUCAACUCUCCCUGCCACAGUGAAAAAGAAGAAAAGUCUAUCCAUUGAAGAAAAGAUCGACAUCAUAAAUGCAGUAGAAAGUGGCAAGAAAAAAGCAGAGAUUGCAGCUGAAUAUGGAAUAAAGAAAAAUUCAUUGUCUUCUAUUAUGAAGAAUAAAGACAAAGUCCUAGAAGCCUUUGAAUCUCUGAGAUUUGAUCCAAAGAGAAAAAGACUGAGGACUGCUUUUUAUACAGAUCUGGAAGAGGCAUUAAUGAGAUGGUAUCGAAUUGCUCAGUGUCUAAAUGUACCAGUUAAUGGUCCAAUGUUACGUCUAAAAGCUAAUGAUUUUGCCCAGAAACUGGGACAUAAUGAUUUUAAGUGCAGCAAUGGUUGGCUGGAUCGCUUUAAAUCCAGGUAUGGUUUAGUAUUCAGAGCUCAACCUGUAGAAACUACAGGUGUAUCAGUGGACCCUUCAACUGUUUGGCACCAAAAUGUACUUCCUUAUUAUUUAAACGAUUAUCAUCCUAAAAAUGUUUUUAAUGUAAAAGAGACUGGGCUGCUUUAUCGAAUGUUACCUACAAAUACAUUUGCAUUUAAAGGAGAAACAUGCUCAAUUGGAAAGUUAUGCAAAGAUAGAAUAACUCUGGUGGUUGGGACAAACAUGGAUGGCUCAGAGAAACUUCCUUUGCUUAUCAUUGGGAAAAACAGAAGUCCACACUGUUUCAAAGGUAUAAAAUCAUUGCCUGUGUAUUAUGAAGCUAACAGAAUGGCAUGGAUGACCUCAGAUGUAUUUGAAUGGUGGAUGCGGAAGCUUGAUGAGAAAUUUCAAGCCCAGCAGCGAAGAGUUGUGAUUUUUGUUGAUUCUUUUCCUGCACAUCCAGAAGUAAAGAACCUCAAGUCCAUUGAGUUAGCAUUUUUUCCAUCAUGUUUGUCUCCCAAAUUUAUAGCUAUGAAACAAGGUGUUAUUAAAAGCCUUAAAAUCAAGUACCGACAUUGUCUUAUCAAGAAAUUUUUAAGUUCUGUUGAAGGCAGCAAAGAGUUUACUUUUUCUUUACUAGAUGCAGUUGAUACAUUGCAUCUCUGUUGGAGGGCUGUAACCACAGAGACGAUUGUUAAGAGCUAUGAAGAAGCAGGAUUCAAAUCUCAACAGGGAGAAGUUGACAAGACAAAUACAGAGACCGAAACGGGUCUUGAUUUGGUUGCCCAUGCCCAAGCUGCAGGAGUGGAAUUUCCCGAAGGCUUGUCUAUAGAAGAGUAUGCUGCCCUGGACGAUGAUCUGGAGACAUGUGAAGCAGAACCGAAUGGUGAUGCGGUGUGGACCAAAGAAAGUAAAUCAGAUGAAACUGGAUUUUAUACUUCUGAUGAAGAGGAGGAUGGUGGAUCUCUGGGAACUGAACUUCCUUUACCAUCAAAAAAUGAGGCAAUAACUGCUUUAGAUACUCUUAAAAAUUUUCUUAGAAGUCAAGAUAUGAAUGAUGGGCUUCAUAAUUCUUUAGCAGACCUUGAAAUUUUUAUUAACUCUUUAUCAUCUAAGUAAUUAUUUAUUAUAUAACAGUUGAAGAGUAAUAUCUUUUCCUGAUGUAUUUUUCUAUAUGAGGUAUG
Molecule: messenger RNA, 2680 nt
Organism: Molossus molossus (Pallas's mastiff bat)
Lineage: Eukaryota; Metazoa; Chordata; Mammalia; Chiroptera; Molossidae
Gene: TIGD4
Product: tigger transposable element derived 4
Exons: 2
Coding region: 1077-2615 (512 amino acids)
Cellular component (GO): nucleus
Molecular function (GO): DNA binding
Source: RefSeq, a predicted model, not a curated record